GGGCGCGUCACUUCCGGUGCGUCUCUGCGCCGCGCGAGGGCGGCACCUCCGGGCGACCGGGAGGCGGUGCGCGCGGUCCCCAGGGGCGUCUGGGCUUCGGGCCAUGGCCGAGUCCGCCCCCGCCGGGGAGCCCGGGGACGGCGACCCCACGUGCGUGUUCUGCCGCAUCGCGCGGGGGCAGGAGGCCGGCACCGAGCUGCUGCACUGCGAGAAUGAAGACCUGGUUUGCUUCAGAGAUAUCAAGCCAGCAGCACCUCAUCAUUAUCUUGUGGUACCGAAGAAGCACAUCAGAAAUUGCAAAGAUCUAAAGAGAGAUCACGUAGAAUUGGUUGAGAACAUGGUAACUGUUGGCAAAACCAUCCUUGAAAAGAAUAAUUUCACAGACUUCGCAGACGUGAGGAUGGGCUUCCACAUGCCGCCGUUCUGCUCCAUCUCCCACCUGCACCUGCACGUCCUGGCGCCCGUCAGCCAGGUUGGCUUCGUGUCCAGGCUGGUUUACAGAGCGAACUCCUAUUGGUUCAUCACGGCUGAUUACUUGAUUGAAAAACUAAGAACAUGAAAACAUCAGCAGUGGAAGGUUUUCCUAAUCUUGGCACAAUAUAAAUUAAUGUUUUGGUCCCUUUAAAGUCUAAUUUUUGCAAUUUUAAGGUUUGUGGGGUUUUAUAAGAAGCUGCUGCUGUGUCGCUUUAAUCUUCCCUGAAUGUCUGUUUCUUGGGAUCUGUGAUACACUUACAGAACUAUUUGUCAGCAACUUGGUUGUUUUAAUGCUUCUCUUUAAGAUUUAAGCGUAAGAAACUGUAGGUAAAAUUUCAUUUAAUACAAAUUCUGUUAAUCAAGAUGGGCACUAUAGUUUUUAAAAGUUCAAAUAAUUUCAUUUCUCAGUAAUUUAUGAAGAAUAAACUGGUAUAGCAAGUUUUUUGGAACCUUAAUUACUGUGGAAAAAAGUUGUUUCUUGAUAGUUUAUAGUUUUACACAUAUAUUUUCAAAAUCAUACCGUACCAUACAGUCAUCUCUGAUCUUGCUAAUGGGAAGACAUUGUAUAUGUGUCCCUUUCUACUCGAAUUUUGAUAUUGAUUUCCACUUCUUAAAGCCUAGCAUCUUCUAUUAAAUCGAUCCUGCAAGUUACAUGAUGCAGUGGUUCCAUUAGCCAUGAAGCAUAUGGGCCAAGACCCUCAGUGAGCGCCUGAAAUCCAGAGCCCUAUAUACACUGUGUGUGUUAAUGUUCUUACGUACACAUACAUGCCUGUGAUGGGGUGGAAUUUAUAAACUGGAGUGAGAGAUUAACAGCAGUAAUCACCAAGUAGGAGUUGUGAUAGUAUACGGUAAUGCUCUUGCCAGCCUGCCUCUUGCACUACUAAGUAGAACGAAGGUUAGCCGAGGGCUAGGAAUGUAGCUCAGUGGCAUAAGCACGUGCCUGGCAAGCGCAAGAUGUGAGCUUGGUUCCCGGUUCCAAAAAAGAAGGUUAGCUGAAAACAUGCCUCUGUGACAGCGAGUCUGAUAGCUGAGGUGCUUACCCCGGGGGGUGGUGUUUGCAGCAUGCAUGACUCAUGUUCCAGGUGCGUGAGAUUUCAUAGUGCUGCUCAGCGUGACAUGUUUAAAAGAGUUGGAUUAUUUAUUUCUGGAAUUUUUAUCAUUUUUGGUUGACCUGCCAGGUAACUGAAUCCAUAGAAAGUACAGCCACACAAAGUGAAACUUUGGGUAAUGGAGGACUACUGCGGUGUCGUUUCUAACAGGAACUUACUGCAUCAGGCAGUUCUGCUGUCUACAAGUCUGUAAGGAGGUAGAAGAGGAAGAAACAGAAGAGUGGUUCCGUUGUGUUAAAACUGACGGAAACUGCUGCUUUAUGGCAUGUUUUUUAAAACAAAAGGAAGUUAGAAUAAAAAGUACUUAGACCUUGAUCAUAUCUUGAAGAAGACCUGAUUUGAAAGUAGAAAUAGAUAGGCUUAGUGAGGAAAUUUAUUUUCAUGACAUAAUAUUGCUAGCAUUGGAACAGCGUCUGGUGAAGCAGGUUUCAUUGGGAGUGGUCUUCGGGUGCGGAUCUGCAGUCAGAGUAGGAGGGCGGCAUAGGUGCUGACGCUGGUCCUGUGCGGUGCCCGUGUGUAGUGCCACGUACACAAGUAGGAGCAUGAAUAUCGUCUUGGAAAUGGGCUGAGAUUACCAGCUUGCAUUCCUCAUUUUGUGGUAUUAAAUAUAACGGUAAAUAAGGAAAUACUUAUGUUUACAUCACGUGGAAUUUAGCUGGUUGAUUAAUUUAUUCAGCAAACAUUUAUUGAACUUUUGACUUGUAGCAGACACUGCCAACAUCAGGCAGUAAGGACAUGAGCGAGGACAGUUGGUCGUUAAUGCCUGACACGGAACAGGCAGACGCAGAGCAGGUUCCCGGGGUGCAGUGCCGCAGUCUGUUCAGAGAAGGGCUGCGGAGGGAGGGAGCGCUCCUGAGAGUGGCCACCGCCAGGGCGAGUGUUCGGGACGUGGUGUUAGGGAGGCGGAGUGGCAGUGCAGACUGUGAAACCCACAUGUAGUGCCUGGAGUUCUGAUUUCUGUGUUACUAACUUUACAAGUGAUGUGAAGAUCCAGAUUUCAGCCUAUUUACCUGAGCUGAGAGAGGGAUUUACAAGGAAGGUGAUGGGCUGUCUGAGAUUUGCAGGUUUUUAGCCCUGCUUUGUGAAGCAGCUCACUGAGCACUUACACAGACCCACAGUUACAAAUGUCUAAAAAUCAGUGAAAAUGUGGCUAGCCUCCAAGAGGAUUUUCAGUGUGUACACUCUUUGAAUGCUUUACUGUGUGAACUUGGAAUGCUGUAAGUGACAAUAUCGUGAUAAUAGCAUGAAGUAUUUAAGGAAUUGGGAAAUGCCUUAAAAACCUGUACAAAUGUGAUUAGCCAAUUGGAUAUAAGUUGAGCAGAUCUUUCUUUGUUGGAAAACCCUUGGAACACAUUUUUAGUAGAAGUUCUCUUUACUUGCAAAGAUGAGUAAUCAGAUUACAAUUAAAAUUCACAUAGCCUGUUUGGUAGUCUGUUUGGUAACUCCUAUCCAUAACAUUGUUUAAAGCAAAGCUAAUUCAUAACCUGUCUUAAAAAAUGUUUAGUGUUGAUAUCAUUAUUUAUGUAUGUUAUGAUACUGCUUGUAUAAUUGUGGAAUUUAAAAUAAAUUAUUUUAAUUUAGAUCUAA
This is a messenger RNA of Chinchilla lanigera (long-tailed chinchilla), 3170 nucleotides long. RefSeq names its product histidine triad nucleotide binding protein 3 (gene Hint3). The record is from RefSeq and is a predicted model, not a curated record. Lineage: Eukaryota; Metazoa; Chordata; Mammalia; Rodentia; Chinchillidae. Gene Ontology annotation, molecular function: catalytic activity. The coding region runs from base 104 to 559 and encodes 151 amino acids. The transcript is spliced from 5 exons.